AUAUUUUACAGUUAUGGCGAAAUCACCUGAGGAAGUGCACCCAGUGAAGGCCAUUGGAUGGGCAUCAAGAGAUGCAUCCGGAGUUCUAUCUCCUUUUCAGUUCUCUAGAAGAGCAACUGGUGAAAAUGAUGUUUCUUUCAAGGUUCUGUUUUGUGGGAUAUGUCAUUCAGAUCUUCAUCAGAUGAAGAAUGAAUGGGGCAAUAGCAUUUUCCCCAUGGUUCCUGGACAUGAGAUUGUUGGCAUUGUGACUGAAAUUGGUGAGAAGGUAGAGAAAGUUAAGGUUGGUGAUAAGGUUGGUGUGGGAUGUAUGGUUGGUUCUUGCAAUUCUUGCAACAGUUGUUGUCAAGAUUUAGAGAACUAUUGUCCAAAGACAAUUUUCACUUAUAACUCAAUCGACCAAGAUGGGCAUCCUACUUAUGGGGGAUAUUCUAACAUAAUGGUCGCGAAGGAACAUUUCAUCGUGAAAAUACCAGAUGGUCUCCCUCUGGAGGCAUGUGCUCCACUUCUUUGUGCAGGAAUCACAACUUAUAGCCCAUUGCGGUUCUUCGGGUUGGAUAAGCCUGGAUUAAAUGUGGGUGUUGUCGGUCUUGGUGGGUUAGGCCAUUGUGCUGUUAAGUUUGCAAAGGCUCUCGGUGUUCAUGUUACUGUUAUCAGCACAACUCCUGGCAAGAAGAGUGAGGCGCUUGAUCGGCUUGGUGCUCACUCGUUCUUAGUUAGUAGUAACCCUGAUGAGAUGAAGGCUGCCAUUGGUACACUUGAUGGAAUAAUUGAUACUGUCUCUGCACCACACGGUCUACAUCCUUUGUUAUCUCUGUUGAAGUCCCAAGGAAAGCUUGUACUUGUUGGUGCGCCAGAGAAGCCACUUGAAUUUCCUGCAUUUUCUCUACUAGGGGGGAGAAAGGUUAUUGCUGGGAGUUGUAUCGGGGGCAUGAAGGAGACACAAGAAAUGAUUGAUUUUGCUGCAGAACAUGGUGUAACAGCGGAUGUUGAGAUUAUUCCGAUUGAUUAUGUGAACACUGCGAUGGAACGUCUGGUGAAGGGUGAUGUUAGAUAUCGAUUUGUCAUUGAUAUCGGAAACACUCUUAAGUCUGCAUAAUAAUAAAUCACCUUGAUCACAACAAUGGGGUGUUAUGUUGGAUUUUAAUGUUUUUUAUGGUGUUUUAUGUUUGAAUUGCAUUUCAUUUUCAUUUUGAGGUUGGGAACUUUUAUCUAUUGUUAACAUUGCAGUGCUUGAAUGGUUUGAAUGGUUGUUUUUUGUUUCAAA
Impatiens glandulifera is the source of this 1264-nucleotide messenger RNA. RefSeq names its product 8-hydroxygeraniol dehydrogenase-like. NCBI's taxonomy places the organism in Eukaryota, Viridiplantae, Streptophyta, Magnoliopsida, Ericales, Balsaminaceae. Gene Ontology annotation, molecular function: zinc ion binding; cinnamyl-alcohol dehydrogenase activity. Gene Ontology annotation, biological process: lignin biosynthetic process. The transcript has 4 exons. The record is from RefSeq and is a predicted model, not a curated record. The coding region runs from base 14 to 1096 and encodes 360 amino acids.